GGCCGGGGCCCGGCGCCAGGGCGGGCUCCAGUUGCCUCAGCGGCCGGGGCAGCGCCGCGGGACGCGGGGGGAAGGCAUCGCCCGCAACUGGCCCGCCGCGGCCGCCCUGCCGCGCGCCGGCCUUUAACGGCCGCGAGGACCGUUAACCGUGAGGAGAGAGGUCCGGGGAGGGGGGGGAGGCUUCCGCGGCGGAGGGGGUGCCCCCAUGUGCUUAAGGGUGGCGGGUACUGAGGAAGCAUAGGGAGAACAGGGAAGGAGGGACGGGCUGCUUUUAAACUAGGCAGAAUCGGCCUUCGCAGCCCGAGGCCGACCUUGAGCACCCUUCAGCACCCUUGGGAGCGCCUUGGCCCAGGCCAGCCUGGCGCUCGGACCCGCUUGUCUUCGGCGCUGAUCGGUUCUCUCGCCAUGCUUGGAGGCUCUACCUGCCUCCGGUGAGGAGGAUAGCUCUGUUGCAGAGGAGCUUAAAGAGGCAACGAUGACAAGCAACACUCAGAAGCCUGAUGAGAGUAGAAGUAAACGUAAAAAAGAGAUGGAGAAUGAAGUUUCAGAAAAUCCUGAGUUGUCUUCCCUUGACAAAACAGAUUUGGCUCUUUCGGAGGGCUCACAGUCCCUUUGCAAACCUGAACAACUGGAGAAAGUUUUAAAUGAGAUGAACAAGGAAAUUACAAACUUGUUAUCAAAAUAUGCUCACAUUUUAAGAUUUUUUCAAUUAAGUGAGAGAGCAGCGAUGGAUGCUUCUUAUGUGCAAGAACUUGAUGGAAUCUUAAAAGAAGCGAGGACCAUAGAAAACCACUUAAAACAGAAACGGGAGAGUCUGAAACAGAGAUUCACUGUGAUUGCAAAUACUCUGCAAAGCUAAAUGGAGUUUGUCAGACUGCAGAAAUGCAGAGCAAAAUUUGUAGUACAUUUUAUGUAUUAAAAUAUAAACUAUGAUGAGUGCU
This is a messenger RNA of Pezoporus occidentalis (night parrot), 941 nucleotides long. It is a transcript of the gene TEX12, whose product is annotated as testis expressed 12. Bases 476 to 859 code for a protein of 127 amino acids. The record is from RefSeq and is a predicted model, not a curated record. The transcript is spliced from 5 exons. Lineage: Eukaryota; Metazoa; Chordata; Aves; Psittaciformes; Psittacidae.